Messenger RNA from Cottoperca gobio, 2903 nucleotides. It is a transcript of the gene tnk1, whose product is annotated as tyrosine kinase, non-receptor, 1. The transcript is spliced from 14 exons. The record is from RefSeq and is a predicted model, not a curated record. The coding region runs from base 376 to 2595 and encodes 739 amino acids. Gene Ontology annotation, biological process: protein phosphorylation. Gene Ontology annotation, molecular function: protein tyrosine kinase activity; ATP binding; protein binding. Lineage: Eukaryota; Metazoa; Chordata; Actinopteri; Perciformes; Bovichtidae.
GAUUGUGCUGAGUUGUUGAAAGCUCAGGUGAGAAAAGUCAGGAAGAGGUGUGGUCAGUAAAGAAACAGAGGCGGGGAAAAGAGCUGAAAACACACAGGUAGAUCAGAAAACCCCUUGCAUAGACUCACAGAAACGUGUUAGAUAAAGAAAUAUAGGCUACAUCUUUUGAGAUAAUCUGUCCGAAACUAUCAGAUGAUUAAUUAUUUGGAGAGGGUUUCAGGAUUCAGAGAAGAGUUGUGAUUUGUGGAAAAGCCCUCCGUCGACGUCGCUGGAGGUUUCGAUGUCGACAUGGAUCAGUUGUCUCGUGGCGUGUGUGAUUAAGAAAUAGUUACCGGAGAACUGAGGGAUUUUGAUUAACUGCUGGUCGGCCGGGUGAUGCUGAUGGACCAGGACACUCAGUGGCUGUACCAUCUCCUGGCCGAGGUCCAGUUGGAGAAGUUCUACCUGCGCGUCAGAGAUGGCCUCAAUAUCACCCGCAUCGAGCACUUCAACUACGUGAAGGAGUCCGACCUGGAGCAGAUAGGAGUCAGCAAACCUGCCCAAAGAAGAUUAUGGGAAGCUCUGAAACGCUACAAGACAAAUGCACGAGCACGAGCACGGCCAGGGAUGCCCAAGGUGGUCAGCGGUCGAGGUCCGGAUGGAGGGGAGCAAUGGAGUGGCCCGGCUCAGGAGGUUAGCCGGGCUCUUCCUAGUCUGAUCCAGGACAGCGAGCUGAUUCUGGGAGAGAAGCUGGGCUCCGGGUCUUUUGGGGUGGUGAAGAGGGGAGAGUGGCACGCGCCUAAUGGGAGAGUGUUGCCUGUAGCAGUAAAGUCACUAAGGAACAGCAUGUCCAGGCAGACGGACACACUGACAGACUUCCUCCAGGAGGUGACCACCAUGCAAUCACUGGACCACCCCAACAUCAUCCGUCUUUAUGGUGUGGUGCUCACACAGCCCCUUAAGAUGGUAACAGAGCUGGCUCCCUUGGGCUCACUAUACGACACCCUGCGCUCACGUCAGUUUGAGUACCCUCUGGUCCGCCUCUGGCUCUUUGCAACUCAGAUUGCGACGGGUAUGGACUACCUCGAGACCAGGAGAUUCAUCCACAGGGACUUGGCUGCGAGAAACGUACUGCUGGCAUCCAGGGAGAUUGUGAAGAUCGGGGACUUUGGCUUGAUGAGAGGCCUGAGCCAAGAGACGGACCACUAUGUGAUGAAAGCACACAGAAGGAUACCAUUUGCAUGGUGUGCUCCAGAGAGUCUUCGUGUUGGCUCCUUCUCCCAUUCCUCAGACGUGUGGAUGUUUGGCGUCACCCUGUGGGAGAUGUUCACCUUCUGCGAGGAGCCCUGGUUCGGUCUGACAGGCAGACAGAUUUUGUGGCGUGUGGAGCAGGAGGGCGAGCGCCUGGAGAAACCGCCGGAUUGCCCGCAAGAACUGUACGUCGUCAUGAGGAAAUGCUGGGCCUGCAAUCCCGCAGACAGACCUAACUUCGCAAAGCUCACCGCAAUGGUGGCAGAGGCUAAACCAAUGGAGGUGCAAGCAACAAGAGACUUUGCUGAACCCAGAAAACUUGCACUUGUGGCCAACGACCUUGUGACCGUCAUAGACCAUGGUCUGGAGCUGUGUGAGUGGAAGGGCCAGAACCACAGGACGCUGAGAGUCGGCUGGUUUCCUGCGAGCCUCAUUGUGCCGCCACUCCCUACCGCUGCCCCUGUCUGCAACUCCGGGCCCAACCCUGCUUCUUCCACCGCCUACAUCUCAAACCCGCUGAGAGGCAGCCUGCAACACGUGGCGCACGGAGACAUCAAACCUACGCUCUGCAGGGGGACACCUGAUAACCUGGACAACACUGGCAGCUGGAGGACUGGCCCUGCCAGAGAAAAGGAGGCGUCAAAUUUGCAGAGCUUGGCAGGUAUGUCUCAGAGCCUGGAGUCAGUUGUGGGUGGACGGCCCCGCGCUAACACUGUUGGGGCAAUCAGAGUGGAUCAGCAUGGCAGACUCAUGCCCCCUGUGCAGCAGGACCCACGGCGGUUCAGCGAGGCCAGUAUGGCCCCGCCUCCGAGGCCUCCGCCCCCCAACCUGAAACGCUUCAACAUGAAACCACAGAGGAGGCCUAUAGUCAACCCUGUCCCGGGCAACCCAUGGCCUCCACAGGUGGGCCUUGUCCCUCCAUCGCAGACACAGCUUCAACCUCAACCCAAUUCCCAACACCCACCUCAGCAGGGCAUCGGAGGCUCCAACCUGGCUAAAAUGAGCCACAUGGCACGCUCAACCCCGCAGCUGGAGGAUUACACAGACGGCCGAGAGAGAGAUCGAGUCAGAGAUCCAAAAGACGGUCUCACCACACAGGUGAUGGAGGCAGUUCAUGGAGUGACCAUUGAAGAGGUUCGCAAUGCACUUCAACGUAAUGACUGGAACCCAGAGCGAGCUGAACAACAACUCAAGUUGGAGCAGCUGUACUCGCUGAGCCUCUGCUCCAGAGAGAACUGUCUGAAGGUCCUCUCCAGAUACCAGUGGAACCUGCAGCUGGCCAGCCGCUACCUGAUCCGAUGGUCACGAGACGACAGGCCGGGCGAGAGGGAGCGACCUCCUGUUACCACAGAAAGACGUGUCUGAAGUGAUUUAUUUUAUUAUUGCAUCAAUGGUUUACCUUUUUCAGCAACAAUUCUGGCACUCGACGCCGCCCAACACGGCGUUCAUUAAGCACCGUGUUGCUGAAGAGUUCCAGUUCGUAGGAAAGUGAAGAUUUAAAUAUUUGAAAAGAGGAAUUUAGCAACUGUGUGUCACUGUUUGUCAUUUAAAUGAGACGCUGUCCACUAGCACAUGUUGUGCUUUUAAAAAAAUGUUUUUGUAGCUUAAUGACUUUGUAUAUAUUGUAUUAGAAAUUGUUUUAUUGAAUAAAAUGAAUGUGGUAUUAAUACUGA